Durusdinium trenchii is the source of this 378-nucleotide messenger RNA. The record is from the annotation of a GenBank genome assembly. NCBI's taxonomy places the organism in Eukaryota, Dinophyceae, Suessiales, Symbiodiniaceae.
AUGGCGUGGCGGUUCACCUGGCCAUCCACAAAAUGCAGGUGGCGACGGGCAGUGCAAAUGUUCCUGGAGAUGCCAGAGAAACAGUUGGCUGUGGACCUCCGAGCGCUGCUCGGCGUGCUGAGCGCUGAACGCUGGAGGGCGUCUGAGAAGAGGGGUGACCCCGCACAGGUCGGCGCAGGCCUUCGAAAGGCUUUGAGCAGCUGCCGCAAGGGACGUGCCUGGCGUUGGGCACUUGUGCUCCUGGACGACUUUGAAGGAGCGGAGCAUCUUCGGUUGGCACAAGCUCGGCUCCACCCCUGUUGGGCUGGAGGCUCCCAGGGUGGACGCUACCACCCUCCGCCAACGGCCAUUUCCGCCUGUGAAGGAGGCAGCCCCUGA